AUGAGCGAGUCGACGCCCAGGUCCGAGGCGCUGCAGCCCAGGAGCGGGGCCGCCGCUCCGCUCUCCGGCAGCUACAGCAUGGAGAUAUCGGCCCGUGGGCAGUGCUUCCUCCUGUUCGAGUCGCUUCCCGUAGAGGCCGCCGGCAAGUCUGGUGGCGAGCAGCCCGACACGGCCGAGCUUGUGGGGCACUUCCGGGAUGCGUCGCGCGACUACCGUGCCCAGCGGAAACCACCCGGACGCGUUGCCGACCGUGCCGGCGUCAAUUUUGUAAGGGAGAAGAUGGGCCUGGACCAGGACGUGCCCGGCGGGAGUGCGGGAGAGGGAGAGACCUCUGCGCUGAUUGAGCGACCGAAUACUCCGGCGGCCUAG
Molecule: messenger RNA, 369 nt
Organism: Gaeumannomyces tritici R3-111a-1
Lineage: Eukaryota; Fungi; Ascomycota; Sordariomycetes; Magnaporthales; Magnaporthaceae
Exons: 2
Coding region: 1-369 (122 amino acids)
Source: RefSeq, a predicted model, not a curated record